AUGACGGCAACGCCCGGUAUGCUUUUUGGGGACGGUACGCUGAACAGGGUGUCCUUUUUGCGGAGGGAUGCCGUGUUUCUGGAGAGGGCUGCGGCGCCCGGUGCAGGGGCCAUAGUCCUGCCGCUGGUUGAUGGCACUGGGUUCAAUGCGGAGGGGGCAGAGACACGGCCACGGCUGGCCACCGUGUCGCUGGACGGGGCGGUGGAUUGUCCUGGUUCUCUUCGAGAAGUACUUCGCAAGGCGGUGAAUGGAGGCGGCGUUGCCGCCUCCAUUCAUGUAGUGUUUCUGGGGUUACUGCCCCAGGGCGAUGCAUUCGAGUACAGGACCUCUCGUGGAGGUGUCUACAGCGGGGUGCCGCACUGGGCGGUGAAUUUUGAGUCGAGGGGGAACCCCAAAGUGGUGAAGUUGUUAGAGGAGAGUGGGUUUGAGAGGUUGAAUAUGGGCCAAGUGUUUGAGUUGAGUACGGGGGAUGCAGACGUGUAUGGCCAGGCAAGGGCGUAUGUGGAUUGGAUGAGGAAGUAUAGGUACUGCCCUAGUUGUGGUGGGAAGGUGAAGUUUGUAGAGGGAGGGGGGAAGUGGGUGUGUCCAACCAGCAGCAGUGCAACCAGUACCGGUGCUUCCGGCACUGUUGCUGGCCAAGACGGUAGUGCAAGUGCAAUUGACUCAUCAACUUCAAACCAAACCAUCCUCGGCGCCGAAGGCGCCGGAGAUGGCAUUGAGGUUGGCCCCCCCGCUUGUUCCAGCAGAGCCCCCAACAACGCGACCUUCCCUCGAACAGACCCCGUGUGCAUCGUCGCGCUGACGACACCGGACAGGUCCCGUCUCUGCCUCGUGCGCACGCAGAAGCAAUUCGAGGGCCGUGCUCUGUACUCUGCGGUAGCCGGGUUCAUCGAGCCCGGCGAGACCGUCGAGGUCGCGUGUGCCCGCGAGGCCUGGGAGGAGGCAGGUGUCCUGAUCCGCGACCCACACCGCAACGUCCAGAUCGUCACGUCUCAACCGUGGCCGUACCCUGCAAACCUCAUGCUUGGUUGCAUCGGAACGGUACCUUUUAACGGUACAGACGAGCAGAUCUCGAUGCAGCACGACGACGAACUGCUCGACGCACAGUGGUUCGACACAGAGGAGAUCGCUAAGGCGGUGGACGCGUACAGGGGCGGCUUCUUCCUCGAAUUGGCGGGGCGCGAUGCGUACCUCCCGGGCGACGUCGCCAUAGCACAUACUUUGAUUGCUAAGGUUAUUGAAGAGUAUAGAGAAGGCAAAAAGGGCGACACAGCGUAA
Molecule: messenger RNA, 1278 nt
Organism: Huiozyma naganishii CBS 8797
Lineage: Eukaryota; Fungi; Ascomycota; Saccharomycetes; Saccharomycetales; Saccharomycetaceae
Gene: NPY1
Product: NAD(+) diphosphatase
Exons: 1
Coding region: 1-1278 (425 amino acids)
Biological process (GO): NAD+ catabolic process; NADP+ catabolic process
Cellular component (GO): cytosol
Molecular function (GO): NADH pyrophosphatase activity
Source: RefSeq, a predicted model, not a curated record